CCUCGUGCCCUCUUCUCCGUUUCUCCAGACAAGUCAUACAACCACGUGUCAAGAUCUUUGCUCUGCUCUGCUUAGAGAUGAGGAGGCGCGGAAGCUGUUCGACGAUAUGCCUGAAUGACAAUUUUCGUAGGCAAAACAAGGAUUUACGGUUUCGGAUUGUCAGAAUCCCUGUAAAGGCUGAUAGUAAUUCGAGAAACGGCAGCUUCUUCCAGCGUUCUAUCUCUCUCGUUCUCUUACUCUGGUGUUUCCUCUUUCUGGUAUACUCCAAGCUUGGCCAUAGCCAUAAUCAUGGAGAUAGAAUUGGGAACUACACUGAUGGAUCACUCACGAAGGACCUAAAUUCGACGAGUUCUGGUGAUUCUGUCUCUCCGGCAACUGGGAAAGAAGACAACUAUUGUCUUCUGAGAAACGGACAGUUAAAAGAUGUGUAUGAGCAUGUUCUUGGGAACAACGCUUUGUUGAUCUGCAAAGUUGUGCUACAAGAAGGAAGAAAAACGCACAAGACCCUAGAAGACAAAAGCCUCACAGUAAAUGGCUCUGGCGUGCCAACACAGCGUGUGAAUAUGACCCAUUAUAGGUUAGAACCAGAUGGAACUGGGUAUAACUACGCUUCUGCCAUGAAGGGCGCAAAAGUAGUGGACCACAACAAGGAAGCAAAAGGAGCUAGCAAUGUGCUUGGCAAAGAUCACGAUAAGUAUCUGAGAAACCCGUGUUCAGUGUCAAAUAAGUAUGUCGUGAUUGAACUCGCGGAAGAGACGCUGGUUGACACGGUGAGAAUUGCAAAUUUUGAGCAUUACUCUUCGAAUCUCAAAGAGUUUAGCUUGUCAGGGAGUCUGAGUUACCCAACCGAGCUGUGGUCUCCCGCUGGGAGUUUUGUUGCUGCAAAUGUUAAACAGAUCCAGACAUUCCGGCUCCCUGAACCUAAAUGGUUGAGAUAUCUUAAACUCAACUUAAUUAGUCACUACGGCUCUGAGUUUUACUGUACUCUGAGUGUUGUGGAGGUCUUUGGCAUUGAUGCUCUUGAGCAAAUGCUUGAAGAUCUGUUUGUUGGAUCAGAGACUCUUCCCAGUAAACCAGCUAUGCUGGAACUAAAUCAUGAAGUAAAAACCGCAGAUGAAAAACAAGAUGGGGAAAUCAAAAACAAUAGGACAGAUCAGAUUGGAAAGGAAACUGAAGUUCAGAAGAAGAAAGAUGAUGUUGUGAAGACGAUUAAUAUCAUUGGAGACAAGAAAUAUGAAGUUAGGGAAAAGCAUAACAUUUUGAAGUUGUUGAUGCAGAAAGUGAAAUUGAUUGAGAUGAAUUUAUCAGUUCUUGAGGACUCUGUAAAAGAAAUAAACGAGAAGCAACCAGAGGUUAGCUUGGAGAUGAAGAGAACCCUUAUGCUUGUGGAGAAAAGCAAAGCUGAAAUCAGAGAGAUCACAGAAUGGAAUGGGAAAAUGGAAAAGGAACUUAGAGACUUAGAGCAAUGGAAAACUCUGGUAGUUUCCCGUGUAGAAUCUUUGGCCAGAGGAAACAAUGCAUUGAGAUUGGAUGUAGAGAAGAUUGAGAGAGAGCAAGCAAAUUUAGAGAGCAAAGAGCUUGGAGUUCUGUUGAUAAGUCUCUUUUUCGUGAUCUUAGCAACGAUUCGGUUGCUCUCAACGCGACUCUGGGCGUUUCUGGGGAUGUCUUUUACGGAUCAAGUGAGAUCGCUGUGGCCAGAUAGCGGUUGGAUCAUGAUACUGCUAAGCAGCAGCCUCGUGAUUUUCAUUACUUUGCUAACUUAGUUAGUGUAGGAGCUAGGCUUAGGGUUUCUUUUAACACUGCCUUGCUAUUCAAGUUUUGUAGUCCUAGGAUUAGGAAUAGAAAGGAAUUUUCAUUGAUACAUAAUUGGAAAAUCUGCCAAAAAAAGAUUAGCGAAAACCUGAUUUUCUUAGAAUUCAGAGUUUAACCAUGUAUUCAUCAACCUAAUAAAAAAAAAAC
Eutrema salsugineum is the source of this 1959-nucleotide messenger RNA. RefSeq names its product SUN domain-containing protein 5. Gene Ontology annotation, cellular component: cytoplasm; membrane. Bases 78 to 1763 code for a protein of 561 amino acids. Lineage: Eukaryota; Viridiplantae; Streptophyta; Magnoliopsida; Brassicales; Brassicaceae. Gene Ontology annotation, biological process: protein folding in endoplasmic reticulum. The record is from RefSeq and is a predicted model, not a curated record. The transcript has 4 exons.